Molecule: messenger RNA, 1538 nt
Organism: Arachis duranensis
Lineage: Eukaryota; Viridiplantae; Streptophyta; Magnoliopsida; Fabales; Fabaceae
Product: aspartic proteinase Asp1
Exons: 8
Coding region: 112-1428 (438 amino acids)
Biological process (GO): proteolysis
Molecular function (GO): aspartic-type endopeptidase activity
Source: RefSeq, a predicted model, not a curated record
AUCACUUUCAUCACCCUAUAAGAUUCACGCGGUCUCUAACAAUCACAUAACAAAUUGAAACAUUACUAUUGACAACAAAUUAAAACAACCACUUUUUUUUCCCUCUCUCUCAUGGAUGUGAAAGGAACAAGUGGGGUUGUUCCAUUGAGGAAGGUGUUGUUUCUGGUUCUAAUCCUUUGUGCAAUUUUCUCAGUUUCUUUGUCAAAAGUGAAUGAUACAAAUGAUCAGAUUCUUAACGCCAAGAAGCCACAACCAAAACCCGCAGCUCCUUCUAGAUCGUCUGGUCACACUUUUCAUUUCGCCAUUCAAGGGAAUGUCUAUCCUCUUGGAUAUUAUACAGUGAAAGUGGCAAUUGGAAAUCCACCUCAAUUAUACGACCUUGACAUUGACUCUGGUAGUGAUCUCACUUGGGUUCAGUCCAAACCCUGUAAGACCUGCACACCUCGUUCACAAUAUUAUCCGUAUAACCCCAACAGUAACAUCCAAUGCAAAGAACCCCUUUGUGCUGCGCUAAAUAGAAACUGCGCUCCACCAACUGGGCCAUGUAAAUAUAAAAUCGAGUAUGCAGACAAUGAAUUUUGUUCAGGGGUGCUUGUUAGGGACUUUAUUUCCUUUAGAUUAGACGAUGGCUCUGUUCUGCAUCCUCAACUUGGCUUCGGGAGUGGAUUUGAUCAAACACCUUCUAAGCAUCAUCAUUCCUCGCAUAUCAAAACGGCGGGGGGGUUUGGCCUUGGCAAUGGCAAGACAAGCAUUUUGUCUCAGCUUUCUUCUCUGGGCUACAUUCGCAAUGUCUUUGGCCAUUGCUUGAGUUCCAAAGGAGGAGGUCGUUUAUUCCUUGGUGAUGAUGAUAUUAAAACCUCCAAGACUCUUGUUUGGACACCUAUCUUGCGCAGUUCCUCCUCCUCCAAUAUAGAACACUACAGGGCAGGUCCUGUAGUUUUAUUGUUCAAUGGGAAGCAAGCUGUUAAUGGUCUUGAAGUGUGUUUUGACAGUGGAAGCACAUACACAUACCUCAAUAAAAAAGCUUAUAAUGUUUUGUUUGGUCUGAUAAAUAAUGACUUAGGAAAUAAGGUGCAGAGAGCUACUGAGGAUACAACACUGGCAAUAUGUUGGAAGGGUCAAAAUCUUUUUGGAUAUUUCAAAAACAUAGUACUGAACUUCCCAAAAACAAAAUCUCAGUUCGUACUAACACCACAAUCUUAUCUCAUUGUCUCGGAACGUCAUAAUACCUGCUUAGGGAUUUUAGAUGGCUCAAUAGAAGAACUUGGAGAUACUAACAUAAUUGGAGACGUCUCUUUUCAAGAUAAGCUAGUGGUUUAUGACAACGAGAAGAUGCAGAUUGGAUGGGUUCCUGACAAUUGUGCUACGUCUCCAUUUACAAAUGCCAAAUCAUUACGAGUUCAUCACAGAGGAAAUAUUUUGUCCUAAUAAUUCUCAUGCAUGUAAUUAACUUAUGAUAUGAGAAUAAUAUUAGUAAUAAUGAUGAUGAGUUAUUGGACGCAGAAUCUUUGAAUUUUUAUUUAUUUAUUUUUGCGAUA